GCCGGGUCCGGGGUUUGCGGGGUGUGGGGGCGGUGCUGGGAGUACUGUGGGCACCGCCCAUCACGCCCGCACCCCCUUUUCUCGGCGCGAUCCCCUCGGCGCGGGCCUCGGGCUGGGCGGCCACCCCCAAUCCCUAGGUGUUCCCUCAGCCCCUUCCUACCGCUGGGGCCUUGCGGUCUCCCUGGACCGGCACAGUCCGCCCCCAGCUCUUCUCUCGUGUCAGCUUCCCCACCCCCUGCUUUUAUCCCCCACCUUCCGUCCCUACUCCUGUCUUGGCCAGGAGUGACCCUCAAGAGAUAGUGUGAAGCUAGCGCAGGCGGGGCAAUUUCUGUUCUGUUCUCUUUGCCAUUUACGGUUGAGGAGGUGUUUGGAGUCACCUUCGGGUCAGCUUUCUGCUCAUGUUUUCUGCCUAAACAUAUGAUCAUUCCCGUGAGACUUCACUGCACGUUUUGUCAAGUGUCUUCCUCAUCCCUAAUGUGUAAUCCUUCAACAUGGACCUGCUACUUUAGCUAAGAUAUGACCAGCAACGAAUAGUAGUAAGAUAUGUGCUGAUUAGACGGCUCAAUUGUGCAGUGUGGAGGAUAAGACAGUGCCUUACAAAAAUGGGGUUUGGGAGUGACCUGAAGAAUUCACAUGAAGCUGUGUUAAAAUUGCAAGACUGGGAAUUACGGUUACUGGAAACAGUGAAGAAAUUUAUGGCCCUGAGAAUAAAAAGUGAUAAAGAAUAUGCAUCUACUUUACAGAACCUUUGUAAUCAAGUUGAUAAGGAAAGUACUAUCCAAAUGAAUUAUGUCAGCAAUGUAUCCAAGUCUUGGCUACUUAUGAUUCAGCAGACGGAACAACUUAGUAGGAUAAUGAAGACACAUGCAGAGGACCUAAAUUCUGGGCCCUUACACAGGCUCACCAUGAUGAUCAAAGACAAGCAGCAGGUGAAGAAGAGUUAUAUAGGUGUUCAUCAGCAGAUAGAGGCAGAGAUGAUCAAGGUCACCAAGACAGAACUAGAGAAAUUAAAAACAAGCUAUAGACAAUUAAUAAAAGAAAUGAAUUCUGCCAAAGAGAAAUAUAAAGAAGCUGUAGCUAAAGGGAAAGAAACUGAAAAGGCUAAGGAACGUUACGACAAAGCCACAAUGAAACUUCAUAUGUUGCAUAAUCAAUAUGUAUUGGCAUUGAAAGGGGCGCAGCUUCAUCAGAAUCAGUAUUAUGACACUACACUUCCUCUGCUUCUGGAUUCCUUACAAAAGAUGCAAGAAGAAAUGAUAAAAGCACUGAAAGGUAUAUUUGAUGAAUACAGCCAGAUAACCAGUCUUGUUACAGAGGAAAUAGUGAAUGUCCAUAAAGAGAUUCAAAUGUCAGUUGAACAGAUAGACCCUAGCACAGAAUACAAUAAUUUUAUAGAUGUUCACAGAACGACGGCUGCUAAAGAGCAAGAAAUUGAGUUUGAUACUUCCUUACUAGAAGAUAAUGAAAAUCUACAGGCAAAUGAGAUUAUGUGGAAUAAUUUAACAGCAGAAAGUUUGCAAGUAAUGUUGAAAACUUUAGCAGAGGAACUUAUACAGACACAGCAGAUGCUUUUAAAUAAGGAGGAAGCUGUCCUGGAGCUAGAGAAGAGGAUUGAGGAAUCUUCUAAGACCUAUGAAAAGAAGUCUGAUAUUGUACUUCUGCUAAGCCAAAAACAGACACUUGAAGAGCUAAAACAGUCAGUCCAGCAGCUGAGAUGCACUGAGGCAAAGUUUACAGCACAGAAAGAAUUGCUAGAGCAAAAAGUGCAAGAAAAUGAUGGGAAAGAGCCGCCUCCAGUAGUAAAUUAUGAAGAAGAUGCACGAUCAGUUACAUCUAUGGAAAGAAAGGAGAGGCUAUCCAAAUUUGAGUCUAUUCGUCAUUCAAUUGCUGGAAUCAUUAGGUCUCCAAAGUCUGCACUGGGCUCUUCAACAUUCUGUGAUACGAUCCCCAUAAUUGAGAAGCCUCUGGCAGAACAGGAUUGGUACCAUGGUGCAAUUCCCAGAAUAGAAGCGCAAGAUCUGUUAAAACAACAAGGAGACUUCUUGGUGCGAGAGAGUCAUGGGAAACCUGGUGAAUAUGUCCUUUCUGUAUUUUCUGAUGGACAAAGGAGACACUUUAUCAUACAAUUUGUUGAUAACAUGUAUCGUUUUGAAGGCACUGGGUUUUCAAAUAUCCCUCAACUUAUAGACCAUCACUAUACAACAAAACAGGUCAUCACUAAGAAAUCAGGUGUAGUUCUGCUGAAUCCUAUUCCUAAGGAUAAGAAAUGGGUUCUCAAUCAUGAAGAUGUCACGUUGGGAGAAUUACUGGGCAAGGGAAAUUUUGGUGAAGUAUUUAAGGGCAUAUUAAAGGAUAAAACUGCUGUUGCUGUUAAAACGUGUAAAGAAGAUCUUCCUCAGGAACUGAAAAUAAAAUUUUUACAAGAAGCCAAAAUUCUCAAGCAAUAUGAUCAUCCCAAUAUUGUCAAACUUAUAGGAGUUUGCACACAAAGACAGCCUAUCUACAUAAUUAUGGAACUGGUUCCAGGAGGUGAUUUCCUCUCCUUUCUGAGAAAGAAGAAGGAUGAAAUAAAACUCAAACAAUUAGUGAAAUUUUCAUUAGAUGCUGCUUCUGGUAUGGCCUAUCUUGAGAGUAAAAACUGUAUACACAGGGAUCUUGCUGCAAGAAACUGUCUGGUAGGUGAAAAUAAUGUUCUGAAAAUCAGUGACUUUGGAAUGUCUCGUCAAGAGGAUGGUGGAGUGUAUUCAUCUUCUGGCUUAAAGCAGAUUCCCAUUAAAUGGACAGCACCAGAAGCUCUUAAUUAUGGGAGAUACAGCUCUGAGAGUGACGUGUGGAGCUUUGGCAUCCUCCUCUGGGAGACCUUCAGCUUAGGGGUCUGCCCAUACCCUGGAAUGACAAAUCAACAAGCUCGGGAGCAAGUGGAAAGAGGAUACCGAAUGUCAGCCCCUCAGCAUUGUCCAGAGGACAUUUUUAAAAUUAUGAUGAAGUGUUGGGAUUAUAAACCUGAAAACCGCCCCAAGUUCACUGAACUUCAGAAAGAGCUCACUGUCAUCAAGAAGAAAAUCACAUAGUGACAGAACAGUGCAAACUCAGCCUCCAGGACUUGGUCCUCCAGCAGAGUAAUAUUGUUCUUCUCGUUAACAAUGAGUUUAUACCACGUUAUGUGCAACAGUCUUCUAAGGUUAUUUUUUUUAAUUAACUGUUUUUUAAAUAUGUGCCGUUAAAAAAAGUCAAAGGCAAAUGCAUUCAAGAAACAGGUAGUCCUACCAAGGGCUUUCUUAGCUCACCACAGCAAUCCUGGCAUUUCAGCCCUUUGUAAAUAGAAAAGCACAGGCUCUAAACGUGAGGGGGAACCAAUCCAUCUUUUUCACACCAGGACCAUCAAUGUUUCUCAGAGAUUUUUUACUUCAGACCCAGUUCACGGCUGCUGUCCCAUGCCACAGACCCUACUCGAUCGGUGCUAUCAGCUGCAUUGGUAAUGCCAUGUCUGCAGGACACAUUCCAACCAAAGUUGGCUUUCUGCUCUGCCAAGGCAAGAGUGUAUUUGUAAACAUCAUUUUAUAUUGAGAAUUAUUUAGACCUCCUAGGGGUUUUCUUUCCUUUCUCGCCAGAAAUAAGCGCAGUGUAAGAAUCCUCACAUUCCUGUCUUAUUGGUAAACCUGUUGUUUCCCUCCCCUUUUGUCCAGGCAUCAGAAAAUGAUACCUGGAACGUCCUCAAAGAGCUCUUAAUUGAGGCCACAGCUUUUAAAGAAUGUUUCAGACAGCUGUGAUGGCAAGAAGUAAGUUGGAACAGGAGGACGGUCUGGAGAAAGGGGCAGCUAAAGUCAUCAUCAAAGAGAAGGAAAGGAAAAUAGAAAAUCUGCCUUCUUACCAGAGUUAUGCCUUUACACACACACACACACACACACACACACACACACACACACAGACGUGUGCUUUAUUUUAUGGUCUGAUUCAUGAAAAAGGUUUUAAGAAAUGUUUUCAGGAGUUCAUAGAUAGAGCCUUCUUGUCAACAAAAAAUUCUUUAGAGAAAUUCCAAAGCACGAGUCUACAGAAAUAGCAGCAUAAUUUUAAGUACCUUCAUUUGAGAGGAGACAUCCCAGAAUUUAAUUCUGUUCAUUUGUGCCAGUUUCCAGAGCUGUCAGAAUAUGAUGAUUCUAGUUCAUAAACACAUCCAUGUGUGUACACACAUGGGCGUGCACCCCACACACAGCCACACACACGCACAUAAUACCGAGAAACCUGGCAGGUAUGAAUGGAGUAAAUGGUUAAGAAGUCAGGUGAACCUUAUUAAGGAAAAAGCUGUAGAGAUAGCGCUCCUUUGUCCACCUUCCCCCUCAUUUACUCUUAUACUGCUACCUGAAAAUUCUUAUCAUUAGCCGACCCAUAUAUGAGCACAGUUUGGAGAUGCUUCAUAUGAAUAAAAUGUAACAGAGUUUAAACUAGGACUGUCUUUAGCUGAAUCUUAGCUUCAUCCAGGGAACUUACCCCAUGGUCUGUAUAUAGUUGCCUCUCAGGAUAAAUAUGUGUGUAAGAGAUGGUCACGCUCAGGGGUAAAUGUGGCCUGGGAGCUUUUAAUAAGUGCUCAGGCCUGUGUCCAAAUAGCACAGUAGUGAUUAUUUGGUCUACAUUCAUUGGAAGAGCUUAUGGGAUAGAAAAUUCCUCCUGCCCCCUCCACAUAUUUGCUGCCUAGGAAUAUCACUGCGCACAACUCACACCCAGUACUACUUUCAAGAGUAAACAGGAUAAUACUGAGGAGAAAAAUGGCUUGUGUCUACCACUUCAAUCUCCUUGAAGUUUCACACACAUUUAAUGAUUACCACAUCCAGACGAAAAUGAAAGCAUAAUAAACUCGCCCACAAAAUAUUGCAAUAUACAAAGUAACUGUUUUAAUCAGCAUUGUUUCCCUUCUGUCAAAUAUUAUGAGUAAAAUGAAACCUUCUUUUCAUGGCAUAUACUGUGGUAAAUCAAAGCAGACUCAUGAAUUAAGAUUAAGAGCUCUGGUCUUCAGGCACUUGGCCAGCCUUCAAAAGCAAGAAUAAAAUGGCGACAUUUCCACCCUUUGCCAGUAUUUCCAAGUGCAUCUCUCUGUAAUAUUCUUUGCUUAAAGAAAACAGCCUCCCAUCACUUAGCAGCCCCAAUGCUAAGCUCUCAGCAAAGAGAGAGAAUGUUGGUUUGGGCUUUAAUUUUGUGAACAAGACCUGAAGCCUAAUCAUUGCAUUCUGGUGUAGAGAACGAACAUGGUAUUGAUAUUUCACUCAUCCAGGCUGUUAGAAUUUGCAGUUCACAUCGUAACUCUGUGCUUAAAUUAAAGAAGCUUUUCAAAACAUCAUGACAUCUGCAGCAUUUAAAUUCUAUUUUAUUCUUUGUCCCAAAGCAGGCAGUGGUACAGUUCAGGAUUAAUAACUCAUCGGGAGUCUUUCAGGAUCAUAUCAGUUAUAUAGAAUAUUAAAUUUAAUAUAGGCACAUGCAUUAAGAAAAACUUAUGCAGACUAUUUUUUACUGUUAACUUUGUUGUGCUUGAAGCAUAAUUUAUUCAUCCCUUCUGUCACUGAUAGUUAUUGGAAUUAUGUACUUUAGGAGGCUAAUCCAUACCCAAAAAGCAUACACACAAAUACUCCUCUGAAUUUGCAAGUUGAUAUAGGGAAAGGUUUCAGGAACACAUAAAAUCCUAUGACUUGUUUAGUAAGAAAACAGUAACCAAUAUUUUAGUAACCAAAAUUGCCACUGGUCUGAAUGUAAUUCAGCCAGAUCACAAAUCUUUGUGUUGUUAAUGGAUUUUUCACGCGUUGCAUCUGUUACUCCUAUGUACUUUCUGUCAUAAUUCCUUAAAUUUAUGAAUAUGGAGGGGGGGGUGGUAAGCCCAGGCAGCCUGACUCUCACCUGCAUUUUUCUAUCUUGAAUCACCAAGGAACCUUUAUGAGAAAUAUUUAGGUAGUUCAUCAUUUUUCAAGGAAAGAAAUCUUUUAUUGUCAGAUUAACAUUUAUCACCAACAUGUGAAACCUAAAAUUAUUUUGCACUCCAUGUAAUCUAAGGUUACUUCCCAAAGCCAACAUAUUCUUUCUCUUCUAGGAAAUAAUAAUAAAGGAUGAAUAGGUUUUGUUUAGACUUUCAAAACCAGAGGUUUCAUUUCAGUCCAUCCUGCCACUAGGUCCCCAGUGAAAGGUCUUAUGUAAUCAUUUCUCUCUUAUCUCCCAAAUUUAAUAUAGUCAAUAAAAUUCUUCAUCCAUAAUUCACCAUUUUAUCACAAAUACAAUAUUACUGAAACCUGUUACUAGCACACCAGUGUAGAACAUGAGUCUAAUUGCUUCAGCCAAUUUUCAGUACACAUUUCACAACUGUUUUCAUUUGAGGGUUGUUUUAAAAGAAAAGAAAAUGUUUAGUCAUGAACUAGUCUUAACUUCCUUUAAACCAUGAUAUGGUUUUCUUGUCUGUGUUAUACUCAUUGUUUCAGUUUUGCCAUAUAGUUUUAUAUAAAGUUUGGCUAAUACCACUAAAAUAACCGUGGCUUCACAGUACUGGUAUGACUUGUGUCAAGAAGAAAGUGUUUUAAUUAUACUAUAUGCCACACACUGAGGAUCUUGUAGUGGGAUAAACAUAAAAAUGAGAACGCAAAAAUACAUGUCUAGGUCGUAUGUUACUGUCAUUCGGUUACCUCAGUCACACUACUUUCCAGUUCACUCAUCAGAUGUUCUAAAAAUGUACCUGCAAACCUUCCCUAGUAUACUCUAUGGGCACUGUUCUGUGGCUGUGUGUCUUCUGACGUGAGAUCAGUUGAUACUUUCUGAAAAGAGGGUUUGUUUGUUUGUUUGUUUGCCUCAACCCUCUUUUUACAUAUACGUACCCCCCCAUCACACCAUUGGUAUUUUAGUUGUUUCUUAUCAACAGAAUUGAUUGUCCAUAAACACUAUUCUGAGUCAUGUAAAGACUGACUUUUGUAUUUAGGAGGUCAGAGCCCUCACACAAAACAGAGAAUAAUGCAAAAUACAAUGAACAAAAAGGGACAGACAAUUGAAAAAAACAUGGUUUCUUUAUGUAUUAAUAUGUUAAUUAAAACAAAGAUUUUAUAUGAAAAUGAGUUUAUAUUACAGUUCCAUUACACUAUUAAGUUAGCAUGAAAGUUUACCAUUAAAAUAAAGUAUUACCUCUUUUUACUAACUCUGAUUUGCUUAUACGUACCAGAAAUUUUUAUUAAAUAUUUUAGUUUUAUUUAUUUUUCUCUGUUUUGAUUAGUUUCAUAUCAAGUCUGAAUAAUAUAUUAUUUGGGAAGAUCCAGAACUACAUAUUAAUUUCUGCCAAAGAAAAUAUUCUAAUUAAAAGUCAAUAUUUCAUGUACCAAGAUUACCUACUUGAAGGAGAUACUGCUACAGUUGUAGAGUCCCAUAAAAUUCUCCUUUAAAAAAUAGUGCUAUAAUACAGAAAGUGUAAAACUGUAUAUCUUAGUCAUAAUUCAAUUUAAGGAAAUAUUUGUAACCCCUUGAAGACCAUCCUACUGCCUCAUACUGAUUCAAAGAUUAAAUUCUGAAAUGUUAAGUGUAGACAUUAAAGACGGCCUAAUAAAGACUGAGAUUCUUAGGUGGUAGAAAAAUCCUACUGUACGAAAUUCCUAGUCACUUUAAACUGGGGAGAUAUAAUGAGCAUAGGCUUCAGCACAUCUGUUACUAAGGCACGGAGGCAAACGUCUACAAAGGCAAAAGAGGAGAGCACCAGUUAUUCUAAGGCAGGAUGAUGCAGCCCCUACAGAGAGUGUAGGAUAAUUAAAGUGGAACGAAGACUUGGACAACGUCACUAGGAGGCCUGAGGAGAACAGUGCCACCAGGCCAGAUCCUUUCCUACAGAAAAUUUAAAAGGUACCAGAGUCAAAAGAAGCAAAAGAGGUCACCUGCCAGCGUGUGGGCCUUCAUGUGAGCAAACCAGACACCUCUCCCUUGCAUGUGUAGCAGCCUCUUAUCCCCAGCUCAGAGGCGACGCUGUGCUGGGCGACACAUGCCCAUUGUCCUCCCAACUAAUGGGUUUGGCCGUAUCUGCUUAGACUUUUAACAGAGACUUCUCUAAGUCUCUUUGUAUUUGAGUUAGUGAUACUAUUUCUUCAACUAAAUCACUGAUUAUUCACACCUCAUUAGAAGUCUGGUUGCAGUGGGGCUGGUCUCCUAAGUGAGAGCACGCUGAGAUCAGCCAUGUCACCUUUUGACUGAUGUUGACUAACUGGCUCCUAGAGGUACCCCAGAGGGACCUUCCUCUGAUGAGCGCAGCUCUGGGGAAACAUGGAAUGCAGCAGGGAAGGAGGGGAGCACCGAUUAAAUAGCCAUGCUCCUUGUCUUUAUACUAAUAACAUGUGAGGGAAGGAAUCUCAGAAGCAUCCUAAAGCCAGUCGCAGCGCAGCAUGGCUUAGGUCAGACAUGGAAGGCAGAAAAAGAGACACCCAAAAAGGAAGAUUGAAGGACAGGAAGGGCAAAAACAAAGUGCCAACGCAAAGUGACUCAAGGGCUCACCUUCCAACAAAUAAAUGUGGUAUCAAUGAGGGAAAGCGAAUCCUCAAAAGGGAAUUUUGAGGUGCUUCCCGCUGCAUGGUAUUAAACAUUACGUACCUCUCAAGUUUCUACAACACUUCUUAAAGGGCACUAAGUGGGGUAUUGAUUUGAUUUUCUUUAUGCUCCCUAUAAUCUCAAGAGCAAGCCACUGUUGAAUGAGAAUUACUCUUGCUUGGUUUUUCUGGAAGGCUGCAGGUAUGACAGUGGUUCAGCCCACUUCCUAAGCAGUAAGGAACUGAGGGUGGCACACAUAUGUCUGGGGCAGCCAGCAUUGGAGGAAAACUGCUGUGAAAUUUCCUUCUUAUUAUUUUAUGAAAGAAAAGAUACCUUGCGGGUGUCUCUGCCUGCAACAUAAAGACAGAUUAAGCUUCCCUCCUUGCCAGCAAACUUGCAAGGGCUCCCAAAGAAGAAUAUUUAGAAUUCACUCUAAAAAGAUUCAAAUAUUGAAUUUCUAAAUUAUCUUCCCAAACAUUACCACUAAAGUCAGAAGAUGUGAGAGUUCUACAAAGUAAUAAAAUGUUCUAAGUGACGGUAAUGACCCUGGUAGCAGAAUUUUGUAAUGUUUUCCCUCAGCUUUAUUCCUUCAGAAGCUUUUUCUCAAUAUCUGCCAUGUCAGGUUCAGGGAACCCUACUGGGUGCUAGUUUUUCUAGGUUUUUUUUUUUUUUUCUGGUUGGUAUUUCUUUUUCUCAUGUUCAGUUUCUUAAUCUUUACCAAAACAGAAAAGCCUUUUCUCAUCAGCUUUUAUCAGACAGUGUCUUAACUGGCCUAGACCAAACGGUUUCUCCUCACGUGCUCAGGAGGCCCUUGCCUUACAGAGAGCUCCCAGGCACCCAUUUACCAGGCCAACCGCAUACCCUGUGUGAGAGGCCCCGAGGCACAUGCAGCUUAGAGCACAAAGAGGCCUCGCUGUAGUCUCUGUGGUGGGGAUAGGACGACUAGGUGGCAGAUGUGUUUGAUGAGUUACACUAUCAAUAGAGGUUCUUGGGAGAUUUUCCCAGGAUGGAAAGAUCAUUGUGAGCAGAUGUGUCCAGGGAAGCAGCCUGUUGACUUGGCCGAGUAAGCUCACUAGGUGACCUGCCUCCAAAAAAAUGUUAAAACACUAACAAUGAUUAUUUUAAAACCCCGGACAUUUUCAAUUUUUCCAUUCCACUCUUCUCUGCCAGUAUUUUUUAUUGUUUCCUUCAUACUUCUCUUGUCAGUAAAUGUCUAAAAGUAUUUCAGUUGCACAAUGUCAAAGAGUUUUUCCAUAGCUUCAGAAAAGAGGGUAGCAAAUACAAAGACUCAGGUUUAAAAUAAGGCAAUCUACCUAGAGACACAGACCCCAAAGCACUACUGUGUUGAAACACAAACUCUACAGUUUCCCCCAGAGCGGUACCCUUCCUACAAAGCCAAACUUAGUAUCAGAAUAAGCACCUUCUAGAUGCUAUCCAAAGCAGAUUCUAAAAUGACAUACGAAGAAGCCAGAUUUCAACCAUUAAAGCAACAACAGAAACACUACUUUAAUCCCUUUGUACUCAGUUAAAACAUCCAUGCAAAAACUAUCAAUAGAACCAUCCAGGCAGUUCAUCUAAUGAGGAGCUAGUACCUUAUUUUGAAAGCAUAGGAUGGAUGUCAAUGGGAAAUAGCAAUGUUCUGGGCAACACAGAGUAAAUAUAAGAAGGCCAUAAAAAAAAAAUCCCAAUUCCCACAUUGAAGCAGCAAAAAUCUGAGAAUGAAAAAUGAAGUUGUAUAUGAGCCCAAACUUAGUAUUUUCUUCAUGUAGCUCUUGUCAAAUUGUACAACCUUGGGGGUCCUCUUUUGAGUUGCCUGAAAAAUCCUUAUGAAGCAAAAAACUAAAUCCACCCUGCAACCCGCAAUGGGAGCUUGAAUUUCUAAGUGCCCUGGAUUCAGAAACUUAGCGGCUGAGAGGGAAUCUGGAAUGUUAUUACUGAGAUCCCAGGCAAAAGGCCCAUCUUGGCAGUCUUUGCAAGCUUGCUAAUCCAUGCUUUUGUUAAUUUUUAAACAUGGAAGAUGGCAGAGUGGUAGGGGUGAGGAAAACACCCUAUUAUCUACAAAUUUUUUUACAAAUAAUUUUACUUGGUAGAAAUAAACUUGCCUCCUUGCUCUUAAGAAAUGCCAGACUGUUGUAAGCAAAUGGAAAGGGCAUGGUGCCCAGAGCCAUGCUUAAUAUGACCGUGAAGUUUUCUCCUAACCCAAAGUAUAACAGUUCUUGUAUUUAGAUGAUAGGAUGCUGUGAAGGCCCAUCCCCUGCCGGUCUAAUUGCUUUGCCUCAGCUGCAAGUGGAAGACCAAUUCCAACAGAAAUGAACUUAUUUGCCAUAAUUCCUCCUCAGGUGCUAGGCCUUUCACACUUGGAAUGCAUGCAAAAUAUACGUGUUUUAAUGGAAUUCACUAUUUUGGGCUUUAGUGUCCAAGAGAUUGGUUCCACAAGGUUCACCUGAUUCCCCAUAACAAGUAUAUUUUAUAAUCCUAUGAUUCUAAAUCCAAUCCCAGCUAUAGGUUCUGAGCAUCAAAUCAAAAUCAAAGAUAAAGGGGAACUGGUAGAGAGGGGUUUUGUUUAUUUCAGACUCAUGACCAAAGUGGCCCAAAAUGUGAAACUCCCUUUCACUUGACGAACAUUUCACCAUAUGAAAUGCCAGUUACCCCACAGCAUCCUGUGACAUAAUCAGACUCUCAACAUGGACCAGUGGCCAGGAGCACACUUUUCAUGGGCCAUUUCUGUUUAUCAUUUUCCUUCAUAAAUCAUUGAGAUUUCUCACUAAGAGAGCUUUAUUAGUCAGAGGUGUAUAGGUUUUAUGUUUAAUUUAUGUUAAAUAUAUUAAAUCACAUGGCCUACUUAAGCAACAUAUGAGUAUAGCAGGGGUUGGUGGCAGUAUGAAUUCUGCUGACUUUAUGUUAUGGUUUCUUUGUGUUUCUCUUGGUAUGGUCUGGUGAGUACCCUAAAAGAUUAGAACUCUCUGAAGUCAUAGCCAUACAACCACGUAGGGUUAGGAAAAGCCAGAUGAAUGCAGGAGAAUAAAAUCAAGUUGUCAAAGUCCCAGGAACAGCCCUGACUUCUUCAGGAACUCAAGCAAACGGAAAGCAAAGACAAAAUGUACAAAUGGCGCCCAAGCCAUUUGACGGUGGGCGGCCCACUGGCCUAAGGCACUGCAUGCUCCUGGCACAGACCCACAGUGAGUGGUUGCAGAAAUGUGACUUUCUGGGUUGCUUCCACUUCCCUUUGUUAGAAGAUGAGUGUGGGAUGACGGGGUGGGAAUGGGGUGUGCCCUCAGCCCCCCAUGGUACAGAUGUUCCAUCUGCAAGCCUCAUGUUGAGCAAAGCACUCCUGUGGUUUACAGUUUCCUUUUAGUGCCAAUAUUGUCAGGUUAAAGCACCUUUAAUCUUCUUUUGUUGUUAUUUUAAAAUAAUAUAUUUGUUAAGUGGAUUAAAGAAACACUGGAAAUAGGGUGCUUCUUAUAAAACGCUAAAGUGUAAAACACAGAAGCAAGUCCUUUGGUGAGUUUAUCUGGCUUUGUAAACAAGUCUGAAAAUGAAUGAGAGAAAUAUCUAAGCAGUUAGUUGUCUGUCUUUUACCAUUUUUAACUCGGAUCUGUAUUUAACACUUAUUUAUUUGUUAGUUUUACAUUCAGAAGAAAUACACUUUGAACUUCAGCUAACAUUGUAGGGUGUUUUUAAAUUGUUUUCUACUUUUUUAAAACAUGAUUUCAUCAUUUUUGUAAACUUAGAUCAUUUUUGAAUAGCCCUUUUUUCUUUUCCAAUAGACCAAUUACCAUGCAUAGGUCUGUGGAACUUUUUUUUUUUUUUU
Molecule: messenger RNA, 12337 nt
Organism: Balaenoptera acutorostrata (minke whale)
Lineage: Eukaryota; Metazoa; Chordata; Mammalia; Artiodactyla; Balaenopteridae
Gene: FER
Product: FER tyrosine kinase
Exons: 20
Coding region: 603-3071 (822 amino acids)
Biological process (GO): regulation of mast cell degranulation; peptidyl-tyrosine phosphorylation; chemotaxis
Molecular function (GO): ATP binding; non-membrane spanning protein tyrosine kinase activity
Source: RefSeq, a predicted model, not a curated record